Molecule: messenger RNA, 1531 nt
Organism: Stereum hirsutum FP-91666 SS1
Lineage: Eukaryota; Fungi; Basidiomycota; Agaricomycetes; Russulales; Stereaceae
Exons: 4
Coding region: 1-1353 (450 amino acids)
Source: RefSeq, a predicted model, not a curated record
AUGUCAUCUCCUUCGUUAUCUUCUCCGGCCGAGAAAACUGCCUACAAACUGCUCGUUUGCCUUCGUCUAUUGGCAAUAUACCAAACAUUGCGCUCGGCGAAACCGGAUGUCUAUAUACAAUGGGAGGAGGACGAAGAGAGAGACAAGUCAAUUCGAGACCUCGAAACGCGAAUAUACCUGGCUUGGAAAGAGUUCAUCGAAGAGGGGAGGGUGGGGGACGAUAUACAUGCUUGUCUAUGGACGGCAUUUCCACUAGAGGAUGGAGAAGCUCCUCGUGCAAGGGUGGUGGAUUUCCUUGCUCUGGCAGAUUCUCCACCAAGUCUGCUGUCUCAUUCACUCGUGUCUCUGAGUUUUUCCCACUCUUGGAAAUUUGGCCGACACGGACCCCUGGCGAACACUCUGCUAGGCCGUCUUGCACAACAAUAUGACGAGCUUGCGACACCUCGAGGCCUUCAUUUCAUCGACUUCGUCAUCCAGUUGGGAUACCUUGCACUGCUGAUUCACUAUAUCCUUCGCCCGCCGGACAGGCCUAUACUGACUCUAAAUGACCACCGCGUGGACGCGCGAGCAGUCGCCCUCAUCGUAUAUUCAUUUGCCUCAAUCUGCCGUGCCUCGAGCGCGUACAUAGUUCCAUCUCUUCUGGUCUUCGUCUCGUUCAUCUACUGCCUCCCCGCGUUCCCAUACGCCGGAGAAAGUCCAUACAUCUUCCUCCUCGCCUCAUUGGUAUUACAUAUAGUAUCGCUCCAUCUACCCAUCGCCCCUGGCCUCAAUUUUAUUAAGCCUCCUCGUCAAAGUCUCCCGCUGGCGACCCUCCUGUGGACGGAAUUCACAACUACGUUCAGCACGAUCCUGCUGUUUUACUUCCCCGCUUUCCUGUUGGCGUCCUAUCUACUCUCUAUUGCGUUAGCGGACUCAAUACCCCAAGGCCCUGAUCCAGACGCUUUUCGACUGCUUGCAGCGCCGAUGGAAACUCGACAGGGAUUCGUGGCACUUUGGAUCGUUAUAUUCCUUCUCAUCAUCGUCUCCACAGGACAACUCAUCAUAUUCAAGUCAUCCUCAAUCUCGUCUGACCAGCCGAGCGAUCCCUGGGAUCGAUAUUCCAAAUCUGUCGGCCUUCGUGCUCGAAGAAUAUUCAUUCGAGCCCUUGCGGAUUAUUCUACUCCAUAUUUCUUUCCCGUACCAUUCAACCUACUACAAGUUCUUCUGAUCCGGUUACCUGCGGGCGUCCUACAUUGGACAGCCGGAGUAAAGCUUCGGGUAGUACAUCAUGCGGAAGCUGUACUAUGGAGGUUUACCGUUGGUCCUAUCGCGAUGUUGGUCGAAGGCAUCUGUUUGAUUUGGAGGUGGAGUUGAGCGGCACAGCCGCCACCCGAGUAACGCUUCUGUUCAUUCGUUUACCUUUGUGAACCUCAGGUACAACUACGCACCUUUGUUGAGAGAAGCCACAGGUCCCUGAGCAUCGCCCUCGUUUCGACUAUGCCGCGUCCCUCCCGCCACUCGAACCUGUACAGACAGACCAAGAGGUAGCUGC